AGGGCGGCGCCGCGGCCCCGGUCCCAGAGCUGGCGACCGGCUUCAGUGACAUGAUCAUGGCAGCUCGGACCGGUCAGAGGGCCCUGAGAAAGGUGGUGUUGGGAUGCCGUCCGAAGGCGGCGGCCACAGCCGGAGUCCAGGCUCCGGCGCAGGGGCCCGCGCGGGACUUCAGAUAUUUAGCUUCCUGUGGUAUACUGAUGAGCAGAACUCUUCCUCUACAUACCUCAGUGUCGCCUAAGGAGAUAUAUGCAAGAACUUUCUUCAGAAUUGCUGCACCAUUAAUAAACAAAAGAAAAGAAUAUUCAGAGAGGAGAAUUAUAGGGUAUUCUAUGCAGGAAAUGUACGAUGUGGUAUCAGGAAUGGAGGAUUAUAAGCAUUUUGUUCCUUGGUGCAAAAAAUCAGAUGUUAUAUCAAGGAGAUCUGGAUACUGCAAAACACGAUUAGAAAUCGGGUUUCCGCCUGUAUUGGAGCGCUAUACGUCAGUAGUAACCUUGGUGAAACCACAUUUGGUAAAGGCAUCUUGUACUGACGGGAAGCUCUUCAAUCAUUUGGAGAGUGUUUGGCGAUUUAGCCCCGGUCUUCCUGGCUACCCAAGAAGUUGUACCUUGGAUUUUUCAAUUUCCUUUGAAUUUCGCUCACUUCUACAUUCUCAGCUUGCCACGUUGUUUUUCGAUGAAGUUGUAAAGCAGAUGGUAACUGCCUUUGAAAGAAGAGCAUGUAAGCUGUAUGGUCCAGAAACAAAUAUACCUCGGGAAUUAAUGCUUCAUGAAGUUCAUCACACGUAAAGGGAAAAAGAACUGGUCACCUACUUGUAACUUUAGUUAAUUCACUUUUAGGAAGUGCUUUGUUCAUUUGCUUUCAGAAGUCGGAAAGCAUUUGUUAACCCCAGCUUAACUGUAAACCUGCACCCUUGAAAAUUUGCACUUGGAAUAUGGAACCACAUGUACAUAGAAUGCAAUCAAGUGUAAUUCAAAGCAAUAUAUACAUUAGCAUAUUCACAAUAAUAGGAUGUCAUCACUAUUGCUAGAAUACUGACAUCACUCUUCUGAACAGAAAUUGAAACUGUAAAUUUAAACCUUUUAAUUAUCAUCUUACCUGAAAGGUUAGUUGAGUACUCACAUAGUAUGUAUUAUAUUAACCAUAUCACAUUUAAGUUAUUAAAUUCAGACUAUUUAUAACUUAUUGCGUAGGGCCUGCCUCAUGGCUUAGGAUAUUUGAGUAAUCAUCAGAUAUUUAACGUAAAAACUUUGACUUAAAAAUACUGUUAAUGAAGGUUCCCUGGCACUUUUCUUAUUUUUAAAUUGUUCUUAUGGGUAGCAGUAGAUAAUUCAAUGCUAUAGUGGGGUUAGCUCCCAGACAAACAGUGAAUUUUUUUUUUGGUGAGUGGUCCAGAGCUUUAAGCUCUUUUUCUCCUAGUUUGCAGCUCCCUCCCAGGUACUUUGACUGCUCUUUCAAUAAUGGUGAUUGUGUGUCAGAUUUUUCUACAGCAGUGGGCAACAGAUGAAGUUAGUUGGUGUGUCUCCAGCACCAUGCAUCCCUAUUUUCUAUUUAUUGUGUGUCCUCACUUUCAAUAAUGUAUUUCAAACUGAUAUUUUUGUAAACAAAUCAAUGUAAGGACUGAAGUGGUAACGUAAUAAAGUUAAUUUGUUUAUUUUUUUGUACAGUUA
Messenger RNA from Diceros bicornis minor, 1667 nucleotides. It is a transcript of the gene COQ10B, whose product is annotated as coenzyme Q10B. Gene Ontology annotation, molecular function: ubiquinone binding. The record is from RefSeq and is a predicted model, not a curated record. Gene Ontology annotation, biological process: cellular respiration; ubiquinone biosynthetic process. Gene Ontology annotation, cellular component: mitochondrion. Lineage: Eukaryota; Metazoa; Chordata; Mammalia; Perissodactyla; Rhinocerotidae. The transcript has 5 exons. The coding region runs from base 51 to 785 and encodes 244 amino acids.